This is a messenger RNA of Dufourea novaeangliae, 1931 nucleotides long. RefSeq names its product sodium-independent sulfate anion transporter-like. Gene Ontology annotation, molecular function: sulfate transmembrane transporter activity. NCBI's taxonomy places the organism in Eukaryota, Metazoa, Arthropoda, Insecta, Hymenoptera, Halictidae. Gene Ontology annotation, biological process: transmembrane transport. The transcript is spliced from 9 exons. The coding region runs from base 1 to 1806 and encodes 601 amino acids. Gene Ontology annotation, cellular component: membrane. The record is from RefSeq and is a predicted model, not a curated record.
AUGACAGGAUUGAACUUUCAGAAGCUGUUGAAGAACAGAAUCCCUGUUCUAAAAUGGCUACCCCUCUAUAGACCAAAAGACGCGCUCGGUGACCUGGUUGCCGGUUUGACAGUGGGCCUGACAUUAAUACCACAGGCGAUCGCUUACGCCGGACUGGCAGGAUUAACACCGCAAUAUGGGCUGUAUAGCGCGUUCGCAGGCAGUUUCGUUUACAUUGUUUUUGGAACCUGUCGAGAAGUCAAUAUUGGCCCGACCGCGUUGAUUUCUCUGCUAACGUACACAUACGCGAGAGGUAUUCCUGAAUACGCGACUCUUCUGUGCUUCUUAUCCGGAUGCGUUACCAUUAUUCUCGGUGUACUACGACUAGGAUUCCUGGUCGAAUUUGUCUCGAUCCCAGUCGUUUCCGGUUUCACGUCAGCAACCAGUCUCAUCAUCGCGUGCAGUCAAAUCAAAAGUUUGCUCGGCUUGAGGAUCCACGGGGAAAGUUUCGUGGAGAUUUGGAGGGAAUUGGUCAGCAACAUUGGUCGCACGAGGAUCCCUGACCUGAUCUUGUCUUGCUGCUGCAUUCUAGUUCUGCUGACCCUGAAGAAACUGAAAGACGCCAAGGUCUCGAAUCAGAUAUUAAAGAAAUCUAUCUGGUUCCUGGGAACCGGUCGUAAUGCCAUUGUCGUCGUCCUGUGCGCGGUGAUCUCGUAUAUUUAUGAAAUUCGAGGCGGAGCACCGUUCAUCCUUACAGGACACAUUGAUUCAGGAUUACCGUCGAUAGAACCGCCGCCAUAUUCUCGGAUUUCUGGUAAUCAGACCGAGACUUUCAUGGACAUAUGCAAGAACUUAGGAACUGGUAUUCUGAUCGUUCCGUUGAUAUCGAUCAUUGGGAACGUUGCAAUAGCCAAAGCUUUCUCACGCGGUCAAACACUGGAUGCCACCCAAGAAAUGCUUACAUUGGGUUUGUGCAACAUAGCAGGUUCGUUUUUCCAUUCCAUGCCGGUUACCGGUUCCUUUUCCAGAAGCGCUGUGAACAACGCAUCCGGCGUGAGGACCCCUUUGGGCGGUGUGUACACAGGUAUUCUAGUCAUUUUUGCUUUAAGUCUACUUACGCCGUACUUUUACUACAUCCCAAGAGCGACGCUCAGCUCUGUGAUAAUUAGCGCUGUGAUAUUUAUGGUCGAGGUGAAGAUAAUACGGCCGAUCUGGAGAUGCAGCAAACGCGAUCUAAUACCAACUUUCGCGACAUUCUUCGCGUGUCUGUUCGCCGGAGUGGAGCUAGGAAUUUUAAUCGGAGUGAUCAUUGAUCUGGCUAUAUUAAUUUAUUUCAACGCCAGGCCGACAAUAUAUAUCGAAUACAGAAAUACCCCUACGUUAACUUAUAUCCUCGUGCGACCCAGCGCCGGACUACUGUUCCCAGCGGUGAAUUACCUCAGGAUAUAUUUAAUCGAGAACCUGGCUAAUAAUCAGCAUAAGCUACUGAAAACCUUCAAAAACUCGAAAAUCGUCGUGUUAGACUGCAAGCAUAUCGAUAAAAUUGAUUUCACCGCGGCGCAUGGCUUGAAUACAGUGAUAAGAGACUUCAAGGAGAAAAAUCAUAGGCUAAUAAUGCUGCGGCCGUCCAAAGAAAUUCUGCAGAGCGUCCAAUCUUUGUCAGAGGAAACGAUAAAGGUGGCCAAUACCGAUUCGGAGCUCGUGGCGAUUUUGAAAGAAUUGAGUACAGGUAAACGAACUCUGGAGCUCACCGCUGAAAUAAUAGACAUGACGAAUGUAAAGAAUCCUAGUCGCCCGAAGAACGAACAUACGAGCACCAAACUCUGAAAACGAUCCGAACGUUAGACGAUUGAAAAUUCAUGAAAUGAAAUAUUACUAAGCAUGUAUGUAAGACCAUAAUGAAUGUGCGAAAAAAUUCCUACAGAUUUUCCAUUUCCUUUUUUUUUUUCGCA